Didymodactylos carnosus is the source of this 3336-nucleotide messenger RNA. The record is from the annotation of a GenBank genome assembly. Lineage: Eukaryota; Metazoa; Rotifera; Eurotatoria; Philodinida; Philodinidae.
AUGUUUAGUGCUUCGCGCACUGAAAAAUUUUUUGGGGGGUUGUAUAAGAAAUUUUUUUUACCGUGCGAGCCAAAACACGAACAAAAUUUUAAUUUGCGCUGGAAGGAACCGAUACAAUUUUAUUUUUGGGGUAGGGGGAGGACACAGUGUGCAUUUUUCCAUAGACCAGCCAGACAUUUGCUCCAAAACGACCUGACGAGUCAAUUCGGAUUUGUUAAGUUUGAUGAAAAUCCAAUCGAUGAAGAUACAAGAUUAUCAGAGUAUAUUCGGUUGGCACUUCAAACAGACAAAGAUGAUGUUGUACGAUUUAUGAGAAAUGGCUGGAAUUUAAAUGUGCCCGACUUAAUCAUUACUGUGACAGGAGGUGCAAAAAAAUUGAAAAUGUCAGCAAGAUUAAGAAAAACGUUUCAACAAGGUUUAGUCUCCGCAGCUGUCACAACAAAUGCUUGGAUUAUAACAGCCGGAACGAAUGCUGGUGUUGUAAAAGAGGUUGGCGAAGCACUGAAUAACUAUCGAUAUAAAAAUAGAAAACAGGGUUUAAAUGUACCGUGUAUUGGGAUAUGUAGUUGGGGUUAUACGGCUGGAAAAGAGCAGUUAGAUAUCACAUUACAACAUAAUGGUUCAUCAGUCAAACAUCCAGUUGACAAAGUUCUUAUGGUAUAUGAUAUAGGUGAUAACUACGGUGUCAAGUCCUAUCUGUGCAAAAACAAAGAAAAAGGGAUAUGCGAUAUCGAACCAAAUCAUACACAUUUUCUUUUAUUUGAUGAUGGUACUGCGAAUGCAGAUAAUGUACUGAAUCUCCGAGCUGAUAUCGAAACACAAUCGCGACAUAUAGAAAUUGGAAAUGAGAAAACAAAAGAUAUUCACCCAUCAUCAGAAGACUUCGGAAUCGUACCGAUCGUAAUGGUGCUAGUCGAAGGAGGACCAUCAUCAAUCAAAACUGUAUGCAAAGCACUUGAAAGUGGAACACCGCUUGUGGUGAUAAAAGAAUCUGGACGAGCAGCAGAUCUUGUAGCCGAUUUACAUGCCAUUUUAACGGAUAAUAAUACUUUAGAUGGCGAACGUCCAAAAACUUCCGCAGGAAAAGGCAUUAACAAAAAUGAUGAAAUGAACCAAAUACUGGCUAAGGCUACUGUUGAUAUUAAAGGGAUCGAAGAAGUUAAGGACGAUCUAUGUCGAAUUUUACGUGAAAAAAGAAUGUUGGUAACAAUUUUUAAAUUCGAUAGUAAGAAACAUAAUGGUAAUUUAGAAGAUGCUAUAUUGGAAGCCUUAUUUAACGCUGCAAAAUUUUCUGGUAAUAAUGAUGAACAACAUCAACGAGUUGCUGAAUUCAAAUUAACCAUGGCAUGGCAAAAGUUUAUUUAUGCUAAACAAAACAUUCUAACUGAUACAACAAUUUCAAAGUGGAAGGAGGAGGAUCUUCAUAAUGUAUUGAUGGACGCUUUGAGAAGAGGUCAUGUUAAUUUUGUCGAAUUACUAUGUGAAUUUGGUGCAUCAUUAGAACGAAUAACAGUGAAGAAUUUAGAUCAGUUAUAUGCAUUAGUCACCAACAAGAGUCUAGAUAGUUUACCCCUCAAAGGAAUAAACAGUAAAAAGAAACUAAAAAACGGACAAGGUGAAAAAAUAACUAAAGAAAGUUAUUAUCUACGAUACUUGAAAAAUCUUACUAUCCCAAAAGUUGAUCAAGAGCAACAACUUGGUCAAAAUGCUCCACGAGAUUUAUUUUUAUGGGCAGUGUUUAGUAAUCGUUUUGAAUUAGCUAAAUAUUUAUGUUCAAAAACAUGGAAUCAAUCGAUUGCUCCUUUAGUUGGUGCAAAAAUAUAUCGUGUAGCAGCGAAAACAACAUUAGAUUCCCAAGAACAAACAACAUAUGAAGAUUAUGCCAAACAAUUCGAUACAUAUAGCAAGGCUCUUAUUGAUAAAUGUUUUGAUAAUGAUGAAAAUUUUGCUGUUGAUAUUGUUAAACGAAAGGCAGUGGCUCUCUUCAAUUAUGAUCCGCGAAGAUUAGCGAAAGAUGCUGGUUGUCGAUCAUUUCUUGCAUCAAGAUGUGUACAAAGAUAUUUAGAUAAUAAAUGGUAUGGUAACAUUAAUUAUAAACGUCGAUGGAUCACUUUUAGAAUCUUUCUAGUCGCCCUUUUUCUUCCUUUACUUCCAUUUUUCUCUGUAUUUUUACCAUAUGUUCAAAAACAUAAAAAAAUAUUAAAAGAUCCAAAACAGCGACCAAAUACUGUUCGAACAGUUACAAAAUCAGAUCGUCAAUCUCAAUAUGAUACACGAUUGUUAGACAAAAUUAUAUAUUUUUAUCAAGCACCUGUUGUUCGUUUUCAAUAUUAUUUGAUAUUUUUCGUUGUAUUUUUGAUUUUAUUCAGUUAUGUAUUAUUAGUUGAUUAUUUUCCAUUGAAUAUUUAUCAUGAAAAACGUUCAGGAAUAAAAGAUUUACAGAUACCAGUAACAGAAAUAUUUUUACAUAUUUGUAUAUGGAGUCUAAUAUUAGAAGAAAUACGACAAUUUGUACUUAUGGACAAAUAUUCAGACUAUUUUGAAGAAAUAUGGAAUAUUAUGGAUUUAGUUGCAUAUGUACUUUAUCUUGUGGGUUUCAUUACACGUUUCUUUGUUACUGAAUCUCUAUUUACAAUUUCAAAAAUAUUUUUAUGUUUGGAUUUAAUUAUAUGGUUUGUACGUACAUUGCAUGUAUUCGCUGCCUACGAAAAAUUAGGUCCAAAAUUGGUCAUGAUAUUUAAUACGAUGAAAGAUUUGUUAUUUUUCGUUUGUUUUAUUCUAAUAUUUCUAUUUGGAUUUUCUAUUACAUCAUGGUCACUCAUAACAACAACAUCUCAAGUUAAUUGGACGUAUACGGAUGAUGGAAACUUAUAUAAUGUUACCGUUCUCAAUAGUGGUAGUGGAUUAUGGACAUGGCAAUAUUUACGUGAUGUAACAAAUUAUGGCAUAUGGAAAGUAUUUGGUCAAAUUGAUCCCAUCGUGGAUAAUAAUUCUUACAGUGAUGUUGCAUGGGUAUUGGCAAUUAUUUUUGUUGCUGUAUCAAAUGUUCUAUUGUUAAAUGUUUUAGUUGCAUUGUUCAAUGUAACAAUUCAACAAGUUCAAGGUCCGUCAGUUAGUGAUAAAUCAGAUUUGGAAGGUGUAGAAUGUCAAUCAGUAAAUAUUCAACCAAAAAUAACUGAUUCCAUGCAACGUGAAAGUGCCAUAGCUGAAGAUUACUGGCGUUAUACGUUGCGACAUGAGACGAAAAAUCAAACAGAAAUAGCAUUAGAAAAUUUAGAACAAAAAUUAGAAGAACUUAAAAAUCGAAUUCAGCAAGCAGGAUCGGGAUAUGAAUAG